GACCCGCGACUUUACACUCACGUGACGCAUUUAAAGCGGUUUGUUUGAGUUUGAUGCGGAUCCUCGGAUCAUGCCGACUCGAUCAUGGGGGAUCAGUUUAUACGAGAAGUCCUCAGUCUGUGUUUGCAAAGGCUUGCUAUCGAAGAAGCGUCUAACUCUGAGCUCGAGUUCAUCGAGGUGGUGAGGAACUUUGAAGUUGCCCGGAAGAAAUGGCUUCAUGCAGAGCUGGAGCUGAAAAAACAGAAGGAGCUCCUGGUCAAAUCUGAUGUGGCUCGAGCUGCGCUGGAGGUCAAACUCAAACAUGCUCGGAACCAGCUGGACGUGGAGAUCAAGAAACGCUACAAAGCUGAGGCCGACUACCAGUGCCUGGAGCGGCAGAUGCAGUUGAUAUGUGACGUACUGGUGCAUGACAGCAAGUCAAAUGCUUGUCUCAAUGACGAGCAGAGGUCAAUGCUGACCAGCUUCAGUCACAAAGGAGCCAGUGUCCCACAGCACAGAGGAAAACGGUACCUCAGCGAUCGGCACGGACUUGAUGCAGUUCUCAGUUUGGAGUUUUUCCCCUUUCCCAAUGCCGUUUUCCAUCUUGUGUCUUUAUAUCAGGACUUGGACAACACCGCGUUUGUUAAGCCUCUCAAGUCAAGAGCUCGUGAGAGAAGACGGUCAUCAAUGGGCCCAAGUGUUGGUCCUCCGGUUCAAAAACGAGGAAGAGUAAGCGGGCGUUCAGGAGAUCUACUGGGGGCUAGACCUCUGGAGAAGGAAAUCGAGACGACGAUUGUGAAGGCAUCCGUCACUACCCCAGAGACUAGAGGUCAGAUUCACAUGGUAAUAGACAUAACCCAGGAGACUCCAGAAUAUCAGUCCAGGGCUCUCAGAAAUGAAAAUUUUCCGUCUGUUGAUGAACAAACGUCUGUGUGGGCACACAGUGAAGUCACAGAGGCUGAAACAGUUGUUGAAAUGGAGGUGAGCGUCCCGGAGCCAGCCGUCCCUCAGGACCUCACGCCCACCGUGGAUAAGACUUUGCAGCAUGUUUUCCAGCAAAAAACAGUGAUUCGUCCAGAGACAUGUGUGCCAUGUGGGAAGAGGAUUCGCUUUGGGAAGUUGGCCAUAAAAUGCAGAGACUGUCGAUUGGUGAGCCAUCCUGAGUGUAAACAACUAUGUGUGGAGAGAUGCAGUCCUAAUGCUCAUGGUUCAACCCAGCCCAAUGAGGAGACUUUAGAGAGCUUUGCUUCCACCACACGUCCAAGGAUUCCCUCUCUGAUUGUUCAGUGUGUUCAUGAAAUUGAGAGAAGAGGGCUUGAAGAGAAGGGUAUUUACAGAGUGCCUGGAGGAGAGCGGCUGGUAAAGGAGCUGAGGGAGAAAUAUAUUUCUGGGAAAGGCUCGCUGAUGCUCCACAAAGUAGAAGAGGUUCAUGCUGUCUGUGGACUCCUCAAAGACUUCCUGAGGAAGCUCAAGGAGCCUCUCAUAACAUUUAAGCUUCACAGAGCAUUUAUGGAAGCUUCUGAGAUGGCUGAUGAAGACAAGAGUGUAGAAACAUUAAUAAAGACUAUCAAAGAGUUGCCGCAGCCGAACAAAGACACCCUGGCCUUCCUGAUUCUGCAUUUGCAGAGAGUAAUGCAGAGUCCGACGUGUCAGAUGGAUCUGAAUAACUUAUCCAGAGUGUUUGGGCCCACUGUCAUUGGUCACGGGUUGUUAGAACCUUCUCCCAUGACAAUUAUGAGAGACACGAACACCCAGCCCAAAGUAGUAGCUCGGUUUUUGUCCUUCCCCUCAGAUUUCUGGGAAGGCCUUCUAGCUGAGAAAGGGGAUACAGUACUUCCUGUGGUGGAUUCCAAUGUCAUCGGUGUCCGCCCAAGCACUAGCAGAGAUAAGAUAUUCAAACCUCUGACCUCUCCUGAGUUGAGUAAAUACUCUAAAACUACAUCCGGUGGCUCAAUAAAGGGUCGGAUCAAGCACUUCGGUGGCACUUUCAAUAACCCAAGCAAACCAAAAAAUGAUUCAGGGAAAAAGAAAUUCUUCACAUCCCCCAAAUGAUUUGUGUGUGUGUGUGUGUGUGUGUGUGUGUGUGUAUAUUUUGUGUUGCACAGGGACACUGAACUGUUUUUUCUCCACCACAAAAAAUGAAACUUUUUAGCACUUCAUAUUCUACCUUGAAAAAACUUUUCCUAUGAAUGUAAUUCUGUCCAGAAGUGUAAAAAACUAUGAAAUAUGAGACUACACCCUUUGUAUUUUCUGCAGAAUGUUUGUCUAUUUAUUAUGCAUGUAGGAAAUGUCCUGGAAAAUAUUUAAAGGUGUUAUGAACACAGGGUGAAAUGGCAAAAUGAUUUGAAAUAAACUAGAUGAAUUC
Messenger RNA from Carassius auratus (goldfish), 2344 nucleotides. Its product is annotated as rac GTPase-activating protein 1. Gene Ontology annotation, cellular component: nucleus; midbody; cleavage furrow. NCBI's taxonomy places the organism in Eukaryota, Metazoa, Chordata, Actinopteri, Cypriniformes, Cyprinidae. Gene Ontology annotation, molecular function: GTPase activator activity. The record is from RefSeq and is a predicted model, not a curated record. The coding region runs from base 85 to 2031 and encodes 648 amino acids. Gene Ontology annotation, biological process: Rho protein signal transduction; mitotic spindle midzone assembly; mitotic cytokinesis. The transcript has 15 exons.